AUGCCGCUGCGCCAUCGCACUGCCAAUGACGGCCCUGAUGUCAGGGAUCGCCGCACGCCCAUCGUUCAAGGUGGUGAAGACCCACCAACACAGCAACAGCAACGACGUGGCAUGGAGCCGCCCCUGCCAGCCAUCGACCGCGCCAUCCGAACCGCCAUCCUUGACGGCCGUACAGCACCGAUGACCUGUCCAAGGCUUGCCUCCUCGUUCCAGGCACAGACGUGUCGUGCUGGUGUGAAGAUUGCAUGCACAGCACGUACUCUGGCAGCAUUGAGUCGAUGCAUCCCACUUGCGUAUUGGAAUGAGGGCCGCUACCACAUCCUGUUUGAGUACAGUGACACACCAUGUCUCCCUGGCAUGCAGAACACCCCAUUCUUGCAGAGGAAGUACCUCGUCACCUUCAGAGGCACCACCAAGUCUGCUCGCUCUCAUGCCAUGCGCAACCAUCUCUCCACAGUUCACAACGGUAGGGACAUUGUGUUGGUGUGCGCGUGCCGGUGGUUUGACGAGGAGCGCAUGGGUCGUGAGGGCGAAGAGGAAGAGCUCAACAAGUACACGUACACGGAUCUGGCGCUGGAGACCAAGUUUGGGCUCAUCAUCAUGGCUGCGGGUACCAUCCCCGUCAUUGUCGUCGAUCACUACGUGCUGCCCUACCAGGACCUGCUGGACUGGGAGACGUUCAGCAUCCGCAUUCCCGAGCACAGGCUCCUCGAGCUUCCGAGGAUCCUGCGGUCGAUCCCUGAUGAGGUGGUGGAGAUGAUGCAGAGACGCGUUGUGUUUAUGUUUGAGGAGUUCUUCAAGUCCAUCUCCACCCAAGUGCACACAGCGCUGGAGUCUGCCAGGAUCAACCUGUUCAGCGGCGACAACGCCUGGCAGAGGGCCCUUGAGCCAGCAGCUGUCACCCCUCCCUCCACCAAUAACCACUGCUCUGGUGGGAUGAACAGACGGGCGCUGCCAUGCGAUGAUCAUCCAGCCACGCUGUGCGGCUGCGGAAGCAGCAACACCAGCAAUACACCACAGCACAAGCAAGCCAGCGAUGAGCAACGUGAGUGCCUGGCUGUUUGUUUGCAGCUGGGAACAGGUGCCGACGGCACAAGUUGCGUUUUCGGCUGGAAGCAGCAGCAAGCAGAGGCGAUGCGCACGCACAGGCAACAGGAUGAGGGAAAUGUCGAGGAUACUUGCCACGCGUGCCAGCUACACUCGCCUCACACAUGCUGCAACCACCCCGAUUCGGCUGCCGUUGCUGUGCUCAUGCAGUGUUCCCAUAUGCGUGAGCAAGCGACGCAGCUAUGCGCAGCUCGGCCGUCACCGUCAUCACCAUCAUCGCCAUCGACUGCACAGCCGCCAUCACACGCCGGCCGACACCAGCCCCAAUCUGGCGUGAGGCAGACAUUGCACAUGUCACUCGCUCUGAUGAAGAGCGUUGGCGAGGCGAAUGAAGCGGUGGAACCAACGACGAUGACAAUGACGAGUGAUGAAGCAACAACAGCUGAUGUGUGGCUGCAUUUGGAUGAACGGGCCCUCUGUAUCUUGUCCAUCUCCUCCUCGUCGUCGCCGUCAUUGGUCCCCAACAGCAGCGGCUGCGGCCAUGGAUGUGGAGGGUGUAUUGCGCGUCGAUGUGCCGUUGUGACGACGACAAUGAUGGUGGUGAGUGGUUUGACGGUGGCCGUUCUCUUCCCAGGCCCUCACGACACGAGCAGGGCGAUACACGCACACACAAAUGUGCAAGAAAAGAAGGCACGAGGCGGAUGAGUGCGGGUUUCCCCAACCGAUUUCCCUUCCCCUUUUCCCAACCAAUCCCCUUUGCUCUGUGUCAUCGUCAUCAUCAUCAGCCUUCC
Messenger RNA from Salpingoeca rosetta, 1838 nucleotides. RefSeq lists its product as uncharacterized. Bases 1 to 1752 code for a protein of 583 amino acids. The transcript has 23 exons. The record is from RefSeq and is a predicted model, not a curated record. Gene Ontology annotation, molecular function: glycosyltransferase activity. Lineage: Eukaryota; Choanoflagellata; Craspedida; Salpingoecidae.